This is a messenger RNA of Candidula unifasciata, 390 nucleotides long. NCBI's taxonomy places the organism in Eukaryota, Metazoa, Mollusca, Gastropoda, Stylommatophora, Geomitridae. The record is from the annotation of a GenBank genome assembly.
AUGAAUCCUAACUUUGACUCAAUCGGUAAACAGUUUGUUGAACAGUAUUAUCUUGUUUUCGACAACAAAGACAUCAGAGGCCAGGUGGCGGUGAUGUACCAUCCAACUGAUGCAUUGUUAACUUUUGAAGGUCAGCAAUUCCAGGGUGUCGAAGCCAUCUCAGAGAAAAUGAAAACAAUCCCCAUUGAUAACAUGUUCCGGCAGAUAACAACAAUUGACUGCCAGCCAACUGUUGAUGGAGGUGUAUUGGUUAAUGUCAUUGGUCAGCUGAAGAACAAUUCAGAAAACGACAAAGUCCUGGGAUUCUCACAAACUUUUGUUCUCAAGCCAGCAAAUAAUUCUUUCUUCAUUUUUCAUGAUAUUUUUAGAUUGGUCAUACACAACGCUUAA